GAUGUCAAGUAUGGGACUAUUAUUGGUAUUGAUCUCGGUACAACAUACUCCUGUGUUGGUGUGUACAAAAAUGGUCGUGUUGAGAUUAUUGCCAACGAUCAAGGUAAUCGUAUCACUCCAUCUUAUGUGGCAUUUUCGGGGGAUGCUGGUGAGCGCUUGAUUGGUGAUGCUGCCAAGAAUCAGCUUACCAUCAAUCCAGAAAAUACUGUAUUCGACGCGAAACGACUAAUUGGUCGUGAUUUUAAUGACAAGACAGUGCAGGAUGACAUAAAGCUCUGGCCGUUCAAGGUGCAAGAUAAACACAACAAACCUCACGUUGUUCUUAAAGUAGGCAAGGAAACAAAACAGUUCGCCCCGGAGGAGAUUUCAGCUAUGGUGCUGACCAAGAUGAAGGAGAUUGCCGAGUCAUAUCUUGGCAAAGAAGUGAAGGAUGCAGUAGUCACUGUGCCUGCCUACUUUAAUGAUGCUCAGCGACAAGCCACAAAAGAUGCCGGAACGAUUGCUGGACUGAAUGUUGUUCGAAUCAUCAACGAACCAACCGCGGCGGCCAUCGCUUACGGGCUGGACAAAAAAGAAGGCGGAGUUCACCGAUUAGGAGAAUUAGGAGAGCGUAAUAUACUAGUUUUCGAUCUUGGAGGGGGAACUUUCGACGUGUCUAUGCUGACAAUCGAUAACGGUGUAUUCGAAGUGCUAGCCACGAACGGUGAUACUCAUCUAGGAGGAGAGGACUUUGAUCAACGUGUAAUGGAGUACCUUAUUAAACUGUACAAGAAGAAGACUGGCAAAGACCUUCGGAAGGAUAAUCGAGCAGUGCAAAAACUUCGUCGGGAAGUUGAAAAAGCCAAGAGAGCGCUGUCAACGCAGCAUCAAGUGAAAGUUGAAGUGGAGUCGCUUUAUGACGGAGAGGACUUUUCAGAGACAUUGACUCGUGCCAAAUUCGAGGAGCUAAAUAUGGAUCUCUUUCGUGCUACGCUAAAGCCAGUGCAAAAAGUUCUAGAAGACUCUGAUCUUAAGAAGGAAGACGUACAUGAGAUUGUUUUGGUCGGAGGGUCGACCCGUAUUCCUAAAGUUCAGCAACUAAUUAAAGAGUUUUUCAAUGGGAAGGAGCCGUCGCGUGGCAUCAACCCCGAUGAAGCUGUGGCCUAUGGUGCAGCUGUACAAGCUGGGGUUAUUAGCGGAGAAGAAAACACGGGAGAUAUCGUGCUGCUUGAUGUCAAUCCGCUUACGCUAGGAAUAGAGACCGUUGGAGGUGUGAUGACAAAACUUAUUACCCGUAACACCGUGAUCCCAACUAAGAAGUCGCAAGUCUUCUCCACUGCUGCUGAUAAUCAGCCCACUGUUACCAUCCAGGUAUAUGAAGGUGAACGCCCAAUGACUAAAGACAACCAUCAACUCGGUAAAUUUGACUUAACCAAUAUCCCUCCAGCUCCUCGAGGUGUGCCUCAAAUAGAGGUCACGUUUGAAAUUGAUGUCAACGGAAUACUUCACGUUACUGCUGAGGACAAAGGUACCGGUAACAAGAACAAGAUUACCAUUACGAAUGAUCAGAACAGACUAAGUCCUGAAGAUAUUGAGCGCAUGAUCAACGAUGCUGAAAAGUUCGCGGAAGAUGACAAGAGGAUUAAAGAACAGGUAGAAGCGCGUAAUGAGCUGGAGUCGUAUUCAUACUCAUUGAAGAACCAGAUUGCUGAUAAUGAGAAACUUGGUGGAAAAUUAGAUCCUGACGAUAAAAAAGUUAUUGAAGAAGCCGUUGAGGAGACAAUAAGUUGGUUGGAAAGCAAUCGCGAUGCUUCCGUUGAUGAUCUUCAUGAACACAAAAAAGAUCUAGAAAGUAAAGUGCAACCAAUUAUUAGCAAACUUUAUAAUGAAGCAGGCGAUGGUGCCGACGGAGUGUCUGCCGAUGUUAAAGAUGAACUUUGA
This is a messenger RNA of Angiostrongylus costaricensis, 1920 nucleotides long. The record is from the annotation of a GenBank genome assembly. Lineage: Eukaryota; Metazoa; Nematoda; Chromadorea; Rhabditida; Metastrongylidae.